Messenger RNA from Gadus macrocephalus (Pacific cod), 6250 nucleotides. It is a transcript of the gene cep78, whose product is annotated as centrosomal protein 78. The record is from RefSeq and is a predicted model, not a curated record. Gene Ontology annotation, cellular component: centrosome. NCBI's taxonomy places the organism in Eukaryota, Metazoa, Chordata, Actinopteri, Gadiformes, Gadidae. Gene Ontology annotation, molecular function: protein binding. The coding region runs from base 177 to 2639 and encodes 820 amino acids. The transcript has 16 exons.
GGGGCUGAUUUGCACCCACAGCGCCACUUUUGAGCAUAUGCUAUCAACACAACAACAAAGGUCUGUUGGGGACGUUUUAGAGAAAACAAGAGAAGAUAAUGUGCUAAAAUAGCACACUCGUCUAUUCGUUUGUGAUGUAACCUAGUUAUUAGGGUCCAAUUGAAGAGCCGGCUAAGAUGGUCCAAGACGGUGCGCAUAUUCGUCGGCGGGGGGCCCAGGACUUUGCUUCCUACUACAGUUAUGCCUGUGCACGGCAGGACACUCUGCCUCUUCCUGCGGUCAUGACGAACCUGCUCAAAGGAAAGUUGGAUUUCAAUGGAGACAGAGUUAGGCUGACGGACUGGGCUCCCAUACUCUCGUCCAUAUCCAUCAACAAGCACCUCUACCACAUUGCAAUCAGCAGCACAUACCAAGUGGGUCUGGGUGCUGGAGACACAGAUAGGCGAUACUACAAAUCUAGCAACAGAAAGAAGAUUCCACCCAUUCGCUCGAAAGACAUGACGUUUAAGUUGUGUAAAGCCCUGCAAGAAUGUGUUACAGCCUCUCCCAACCUUAAGAGUCUUCACAUUAACGGCCUUCCACUAAGGGAGAGGGACCUUAAUAGCUUGACAAAGGGUUUGUCAAAAAGCGUUUCAUUGGAACAACUUUCCCUUGCCAACUGCCCAAUAUCAGAUGAGGGCUUGGAAGUAAUUUGCCAAAGUGUGAAGUACACCACAUGCAUCAAGACAGUGGAUUUUACCGGUUGUAAUCUCACGUGGAGAGGGGCAGAGCACAUGGCCAACAUCAUCAAGCACCAGGGGUUGUGGAGGCACAGCACAGCCUGGGCAGAGUCCCUUAGGUACCGGCGGCCAGAGUUUGGAGGGAUGGGGGGACUCCGGCGAAUCACACUCAACUGUAACUCUCUGAUAGGAGACCAGGGGGCCGCGGCCCUCGCACAUGAACUAGGGGAAGACCUUUGGGUCAAAGCCGUUGACCUCCAGAAGUGUGGGUUGUCUGACCAGGGGGCUCAAUGUCUACUGGAAGCUUUGAAAACCAACUCCACUCUUAAUGUGUUGGACAUUCGGAGUAACCCCCUUAUUGAUAAGGUCCUCAUAAAAGCAACGAUAGAAAAGGUCUUGAAGAACAGUGAUGGCCAGGCUUCAGAGUAUUACUGGAUAAAGCCCCCUGUUCCCAAAGAGUCACAGAAGGCCCCAGGUGCUAAGCGCAGAGGACCGGCAAAUGCAGCAAAAAGAAAAGCUACAUUUAGAAUAGCCACUCGUGGAGGAGCCUCCGCAGGAAGGUGGAGUCCGGUCGUAUCCCAGCAACAGCUGCACCGCUCCCGCCCCUCCUGUGUUCCAUGGAGAACCGCAGCUAGGGCUGAGCGCCAGCGGUGCCUGUCCACUGGUAUUGCUCUUGCGGAGCACGGCUUUCAGGGUGCAGCCACUGUGAAAGUGACCAUAGAUUCUUCAGAGGAAGAGGAAGAAGAAGAAGAAGAAGAAGAAGAAGAAGAAGUAGUGGUGGUUAAAGUGAAGAAGAGUCCUUCUCCUGUUGACCUUCACGACAGGGUUACCAAGCAACGGUACCAGCGUGUACAGAUGGAGCUAGAACAGUGUCGUAGGAGCUUGGCAGAGGAACGCAGAGCCAGACUGAGAGCUGAAUCCCAGCUCAGAGAGCACGAGCUGGAGGCCUCCCGCCUGCGCAGCCUCAAUCACUCCCUGUCUGAGGCGCUGGCCGAGGGGGCUAGGUCUGGACCUGCCGCCCUGGCUGCUUCCAGGGCCCUGGAGGAUGAAGCCGUGCUCCAGAGCAUCGAGAGCUCCUUCACCAAGUUCCACGCCUUCCUGGAUCUCCUGAAGGAUGCUGGUCUCGGCCAAUUGGCUUCCGUGGCUGGGAUCGACCAAUCUGACUUUGGCUUGCUGAGCAGGCCUCAGCUCUCCUCCACAAUGGGCCAGCCUCUGGAAGAGGAUCUAUCUGUGUCCAAAGGUGGCCUAAAACGUGCUGUCAGUCUUGGGGCAAAGAUUGAUGUUGCUGUACCUUUGGAAGCUUAUCCCCUGACCAUCCCCUCAGAAGAACAAGCUCCAGCCUUCCCUCCAGGGCCCCCAUCCGCUCCCAGGGAGUUUCUGUCCGGCAGUCGCCUCAGCCAGGCCAGUGGUCCUGCCAUAGACCCCAGUGUCGAUCUGGAGGGCAGAGGAGAAGAGCCGGAUCAGUUCUCCAAACCUGACACUCAACAGGACUCCGGGUCCGAGGGCAGUGUCCUGAGCCGCAAAUCCUACAGCCGCAGUUCCCGCGACCACAAAGCGUCCCGUUCGGCAAAUCACCACAGCAAUGGGAACUCUCACCAAAGUAACAGUCACUCCCAUCCUAGUAACGGUUCCCAUAGAUAUAGCCUCAACUACAGCUCUUUCCAUAGUGAUGGGUCUCUUCACAGCAGGGCCAAUGGUGACCGGUCACAAAGGUCGAGCCUCAGUGACAUCACAAGUGAGAAAUUGGAGUCUGAAGGGUCAUUUAGGGGGUCAAAGGGCAAUGGGGCGGGAAGGCGGGUGCUAGCGGGGAUUUCAGGCCGGGGACUGUUGCCGGGGCGAUCAAGUCCUCGGCUUGGGUCUGGGGACCAGAUUAAGUCUUUGGGCGUUCUCAGCGGAGGGUCAGAAGAUGGGUCAUUUUGACCUGAUAACCAGGGAGAUAUUAAAAGAUAUCUGAAGGCUUGUGUCAGCCCAUUUGGACGAUUUAUCUACUAUGCGAUUCCGAAGCUCCCUUGGGUACAAAACAAAAGGUGUUGAUCUAGAGUUUGAGAUGAAGACUUUCAUAAGGAGAGAACACAAAGACUGCAGUCCUUGAAAUGCCACCUAAAAGUUGACUUGAUCAUAUCUGUACUGCGGUGAAUAUAAAGGGUCUGUUGGUUUUUAUGAACUUGUUUUAUAUCUGCAUUAACAAAAGGGCUCUUUGUCACCGCUCUUUUAGAUCUGGAUGUUUAAUUUAGGCUUGACUUUAUUGUUAUUUUUCCCAAAGGCUCUAUAGUGCUCUAUUCAGAUUGCUUUGUAGUUUUCAUGUUCUUUCACAUUGACAUUGAGCAAGUACCUUUUUGUAUGGCACCCAUAAUGAUUUAUUCACAGGCAUUCAAUUCAAAUGGGUUUUUACAUUAGUCAUCAUAUUACCUUCUCUUGAUAGGCUUUGCUUUUUCAACAAUGUUACAGGUUAUAAUGUGGCUAAGCUCUUUUACCCUAGUCUUAAGCCAUUGAGACAUUUUAAAGGUCAUGUCUGUUGGCUGGACAUGCUGGCUCUGGGGAAUAGAAAAUGCCACCAUGCACGAUAAAACCCUGGAUAAACGGGAGAAGAAGAGAUUAAGAGAGAAAUUUAGCAGAUGAAAAAGCUUUCACAAUUAUGAUUUUACCAUUUCAAAGGUUGUUGCAAAUGUUAGCUCACAGGAAAAGAAUGAGUACCUCCUCAGUGGAAGGCCACAAGGUGCUUUCAGUAAUGGGGGGGGGGGGGGGAAUCUCAAACUUUGUUUCCUUAGCUGGUGUAACCCUGAGUACCCAGGGUUCACCCUGUUUAACCCUGGGGGUUGGAUAGGACUCUCAGGGUUACACAAACUAAGGGGAAAAAACGUGUGUGUUUGUUUUAGUUAGCGGGACAGUCCUUGGACAAGUUGUGCUGUUGGAGAAUGCACGUGAUUUCCACCCUUCCCUAGUGAGGAAUAAACUGAAACAUAGAAUUAUGGUGAAAAAAGGGUGGUGCCAGGAGAUUUUGAAAUGGUGUCAAACCAUGCUAUAAUUCUGUGUGUCCUUUUGGCCCUUUUCGUAUUUCUUCACACAAUGUCUGCAUGUCAAAUAUGCUCAAUACACAGUUUAGUUGACUUGUUAGUUCUGCAACUAGCUGUUAGGCCUAUUGAACACAAGUCUUAUCUACAAGGUGAGUAAUGUUUAUAAGGCAUCUUAUCAGUCUAAAUUACUUCCAUAGAGGGUCCAUCCCUAGUACAAUUUAAAACGUUUGAAGUACAGUAAAACGCAGAUCAUUAUGUUGUUAGAUAACUGUUAUUGUUUUGAUUUGUUCUCAAACCCUGCACACAACACAUGUGUGUCAGACAGCACACACUGCAUAUGAGUAUAAUUUUUUUAGUGAUAUAAGUUAUAGUUAAACCUUCGCUUUUGUGUAACAUUGAGUCUGGAAUAUCAUUGAAUGUUCAUUAUUUAUAAUUUUUGACUUAACAUUAAUUCCGUCUUGUCACAAACAGAACAAAUAAAUGGUUAUGAAUAGAUGUAUGGUUGUGGUUAUCUGCCUUGAAGAUAUGUUAGCGUGUCUGAGAAUUGUACCUUUGUGGCACGCAAGUCCUCAAGGUUCGAUGGACCUGUUUAGAAAAAUAACCCUGGCAUUCGUCGAAAAGUUAAAAUACGUUCAGAACAAUGCCAUAUUUUGCAAUAGUCAACAUUAAUUAUCACUUAAAUACUUUGAUUAUAAUAAUCAGCUCAGACUCUGAAUUCCUGUUCUUACUUUAUUGCUUUAUUGCUUUCUGUUAUUGGUCACUUAUUGGCGUAUUUAUAAUUAUACUAUCAAAAGAUUAGGCAUCAGGAAAUACCACUUGUAUGUUCAUUUAAAGGCAGACAGUCACAUGCAUAUCCACUGAUAAAAUAGUGCAGUAAAAGAUUUGAGUCUGAUGGAUUGACGCAAGUAUCAGUUUGCUAACCCUGAAUAUUAACAUGAUGUUUACUUGGAGAAACUCUGUGCCAGUUCUUAUCAUUAGAUGAUGAAGCAACUAAAUUCUCAGGUCAACUUUAGGUCAAUAUGAUUAUGCAACAAUGGCAGUUAGCCAUUCUAUCACUGAUCACCACCUGUUUAAUUAAACGUAUAUUUCAAAUAUAUUAUAUAGAUACCAAAUGAAUCCUAUCUAAAGGGUGGAAUAAACUGCAAUUUGUGCAUUUCAAAUGGCAUGACAAAUAUUAAAUUAAAUCCUUUCAUUUAAAUAUUGUUGAAUGUAAUUUUCACUUUUACAAGUGAAACACACAUGUAUUAUUCAUGUUUAAUGAACUUAAUUGUAUUCAUAUAACGCAAACAAUUCAAUUUAUUUAAUAUUCAUUCUGGUCUUUGGAUGUGAGCUCGUGGAUAUAAUAUGUAUCAAAGAUUAAAUCUUGUCUUUGGAUGUGAGCAUGUGGAUAUAAUAUGUAUUAAAGACUGAAUCUGGUCUAUGGAUGCGAGUGUGUGGAUUCAACAUGUAUCAAAGAUUAAAUCUUGUCUUUGGAUGUGCGUGUGGAUAUAAUACGUGCUAACGAUUCAUUCUGGUCUAUGGAUGUGAGCGUGUGGAUAUAAUAUGUAUUAAAGAUUAAUUCUGGUCUUUGGAUGUAAGUCUGGGAUAUAAUAUGUAUUAAAGAUUAAUUCUGGUCUUUCGAUGCAAGUGUGUAUAUAAUAUGUAUUAAAGAUUAAUUCUGGUCUUUGGAUGGGAGUGUGUGCAUCGGGCAGCCUUACAUUCCGAGUUACAUCUUUGCAGAACUUAAAGUUUGAAUUCCUCUCGUUCAGUGAAUUCAAGUUGAUAAACAUUCACACAAAAUCCAUUGAAUAUAAAACUUUCGAUGCACACACAGACAGCCAUUAUCUCAUAUGAAAUAUAACCAGCCCCUUAUUGCAGUAACAUAUAUAACAUGAUGAAAUAAUAUGGUAUGAUCUGUUAAUUCAUAUAAUUAUUUAUAGGAAAUUCUUUAUUAGGAAUAGCCCCUUGAUUUGAUAUUAUGUAUCUUGAUUCUCAGUUUCAAGGGAGUCCUCCAUGACAAUAAUAGCAACUAUUUGUAUGAGGAACUGACAACUGCUUGAAGGUUUUGGGCUUAUUUCAUUUGAAAAAUAGUAAUUAAGAAAACAGCAAGCCAUAUUUUGUGAUAGAUUAAAGAGUUUAAUUGCUAACAGUACUUUUAUAUAAUUCAUUACAUCUUAGAGUCAUGCAUGUAACUGACAUAUGCUAUAAAACAAUACAAUGCAAAGCAAAGAAAAUAUGUUUAUAAAUACAACUACAAUUUAAGAGUCCAAAAUCCUGAGAAAAGGGUAGUUCUAAAACACAUUUGCUGAACAUUAUCGUACAAAACUUUCCUUCACCCAUUGAGCCUCUUCAUAGUUUCUCUUCAUCUUGAUCUCAUUUAAGAGAGCUCUCUAUAUUAGCCUUGGAUAUACUGCAAAUAAAUUACAAGUAUUUUUAAAACAUAGUAUCUAUCGAGCUUUAGCUUCAGCCAAAUGUAAAGACACCUAAAAAUGCUUUUAUUCAGACCGUAAAACAAGAUCAAUGUACAUGCAAUCACAA